CACCUCCUGGUCCAACUCCCCCUGGGCCAAUUCCUCCUGGUGCUUUACCACCAUAGCCCCCUGAGGAGCACAGUCACCGCAGCAUUCUCCUGGUCCAAAGCUUCCUACACCAGCACUGACUCCUCCUGGUCCAAUUCCUCCACCAGGCUGAAAUCCAGUCCCAGCUCCUCCAGGGCCAAAUCCUGUUCCAGGCCCACUUGGUCCAAAACCAGUUCCAGGUCCUGCACCAGCUCCUAUGCCAGCUCCAGUUCCUCCACCAGUGCCAGCAGGUGCUGCACUGCUGGCCGCCACACACACAUGCCGUAAAGAGGACCCACCUCCUUGCAAUGAGGGUUUCCACAGAGCCAGGAGAAAGACUCCAUGUAGGAGCCUCUCGGCAUCCCGUGAAGACAGCUGGCUCAAGUCUCUGUUUGUUAGAAAGGUCGACCCGAGAAAAGAUGCCCACUCUCAUCUGCUUGCUAAGAAAGAAGACAACAAUCUGUACAAAAUACAGUUUCACAAUGUCAAGCCUGAGUGCCUUGAUGCUUAUAAUGAACUCUGUGAGGAAGUCUUGCUUUCCAUACACACUGACCCCGAAUACCCAUGUGAACUUGUGGGCACCUGGAACACAUGGUACGGAGAGCAGGAUCAGGCAGUUCACCUGUGGAGAUAUCGGGGAGGAUACCCGGCUCUCACUGAAGUCAUGAACAAACUCAGGCAGAAUAAGAUGUUUAUGGACUACAGAGACAAGAGGGGGAAGAUGCUGCUGUCUCGUAGGAACCAGCUGCUGCUGGAGUUCAGUUUCUGGAAUGAACCUGUCUCUCGUCCAGGACCCAACAUCUACGAGCUCCGAUCGUACCAACUCAGGCCAGGGACGAUGAUCGAGUGGGGAAAUUACUGGGCGCGUGCUAUCGAGAUUCGCCAGAAAAACCAGGAGGCAGUGGGAGGCUUUUUCUCACAGAUUGGAACCCUGUACCAGGUUCAUCACUUAUGGGCGUCUUGUUUUCCAGCUUACAAAGACCUUCAGUCCAGAGAAGACACCAGAAAUGCAGCUUGGCAGCGUGAAGGGUGGGACGAGGUUGUUUACUACACAGUCCCUCUUAUUCAGCACAUGGAAUCUAGGAUAAUGAUUCCCAUGAAGACUUCACCCUUGAAGUAACCACAAACAUCUUGGGAAGCCUCUCGACAGUGACUGUCACACCCCUGUUGAGAGUGUAAUCGAAUACCAGAGUGUGCACUGCCAGGGAUGCUUCCUGUUUUCUUUGUUUUCUGAACUCCCUUUUUCUUUGUGGUCCUAGAAAGUUUUAUUUCAAAUCAGAUGGUUAAAUUCAUUGUCAAUGUCGUCAUUUACUGGUCCUUUAAUAGGCCGUGUGUUUUAAAUGGCUUGUCCUGUUUUCAUGGUUAUCUAAAAAUACAUUCAUCUGCUUGUUGAGAUACCAACAUUGUUGUGAAUCAACAGUUCUAGUGUUGGUCACAGGGGCUAAAAUGUCUUUGAUAGAACCACAGUUCGAAAGAAAAGUUAACAUGACAUUUACACUCACCGGCCACUUUAUUAGGUACACCUUUAUGCGAUUCAAUGUAACACUUCCACCAUAACAUCUGCGUUUAAGAAGUUUAAAAUGUCUCAGCUUUUGGCGAAAUUGUCCAAAAUAUAUAAAUUAAAUUAUAUGUUUAUUAUUGAGGUCGUAGUUAAAGGUGGUGUUGUACUGGACUACAUUAUAUUCAGAGAUGUUCCUAAUAUUCCAGCCCUCUCACAUAGGAAGAUAAAAAUAUAGACACCUCUAAAUAUAAUGUACUCCAGUAUAACUAUGACCUCAUUAAUAAGCAUAUAAUUGAAUUUAUACAUUUA
This is a messenger RNA of Monopterus albus (swamp eel), 1828 nucleotides long. RefSeq names its product protein NipSnap homolog 2-like. Bases 236 to 1138 code for a protein of 300 amino acids. The record is from RefSeq and is a predicted model, not a curated record. Gene Ontology annotation, cellular component: mitochondrion. The transcript is spliced from 12 exons. NCBI's taxonomy places the organism in Eukaryota, Metazoa, Chordata, Actinopteri, Synbranchiformes, Synbranchidae.